This is a messenger RNA of Trifolium pratense (red clover), 1072 nucleotides long. Its product is annotated as sm-like protein LSM1B. Gene Ontology annotation, cellular component: P-body; Lsm1-7-Pat1 complex. Gene Ontology annotation, molecular function: RNA cap binding. The record is from RefSeq and is a predicted model, not a curated record. The coding region runs from base 415 to 801 and encodes 128 amino acids. Gene Ontology annotation, biological process: deadenylation-dependent decapping of nuclear-transcribed mRNA. The transcript has 5 exons. NCBI's taxonomy places the organism in Eukaryota, Viridiplantae, Streptophyta, Magnoliopsida, Fabales, Fabaceae.
UGGAGUACCCCCAACUAAACUAACAAAACCAGUGGCAGAAGCAAUAGAAGUAGCUGCAUCUCUAUCUCAAAUCUCAACUUCCAAACCCUAGAAAUAAUUCCCAUUCAAAAUCCCUAACUUUUCGCUCAUUUGCUGCAAUUCAAUCUCAAAGGGCUUCAAAAAAAAAAAAAAAUCUUUUUUCAAACCACCCAAUUCCAUUCGUCUCCACAAGACAUCCCUUUUUCUCAACUCCUGCGAUUUCGAUCUGAAACCUCAGCUCUCUUCAUUCUGUUAAUUUCUGGAAAAAUUAGGUUUUUUGUGGAAUUGGGUAUUCAAUCUUGAAGAAAUUAGAGUUGAAUUGGUGCUGGCAAUGCCAUUGGUGUAGUUAGUGGGGAAAAAAAAUUCAGUAGAUUUUUGUGAAACUGAAAAAGCAUAAUGUCUUGGGCUGGUUCUGAAGAUAUCUACCUUUCUACUUCACUUGCUAGUUAUCUUGACAAGAAACUUCUUAUAUUGCUAAGAGAUGGUAGAAAGCUCAUGGGGACACUUCGUUCUUUUGAUCAAUUUGCUAAUGCUGUUCUUGAGGGUGCAUGUGAGAGGGUUAUUGUUGGUGAUCUAUAUUGCGACAUUCCUCUAGGUCUUUAUGUAAUCCGUGGAGAAAAUGUUGUUCUAAUCGGUGAGAUGGACUUAGAGAGGGAGGAACUUCCCCCACAUAUAACUCGUGUUCCUACGGAAGAAAUCAGGAAGGCACAAAAAGUAGAAAGGGAUGCUUCAGAACUGAAAGGGACUAUGAGAAAAAGAAUGGAGUUCCUUGACUUGGACUAGUGAUUAACUCUCUACACUUGCUCAUCCGCAAAUAUUAUAGCGGCAUUUCUCGGAUAUUGUUGGUUGGUUUUCAUGGGAGGCAUGAAAACAUUGUUAAAAUUUAUUGUGUAAUAUUAUUCCUUGGAAUCAAUACUAUAAUUAUUCCUUUGCUUUCUUUUCUUGUCAAAAAAGAAGGAAAAAAAUGUCAAUUAUUUUAUAGCAUGUUUUCAUCCAUAGCUGACAUUUUGAAUAUCUGGUUUGGAAAUUUGGAAAUGAAAAGGCUUCUAGUUAU